Molecule: messenger RNA, 414 nt
Organism: Elephantulus edwardii (Cape elephant shrew)
Lineage: Eukaryota; Metazoa; Chordata; Mammalia; Macroscelidea; Macroscelididae
Gene: CSTL1
Product: cystatin-like 1
Exons: 3
Coding region: 1-414 (137 amino acids)
Molecular function (GO): cysteine-type endopeptidase inhibitor activity
Source: RefSeq, a predicted model, not a curated record
AUGAGAGUUGGAAGCUGGAAGAAAUCCUUGUUUCUGGCUGCCCUGGUCCUCGUGGCCAAGUUGGGCCAUUUCCAAAGAUGGGAGGGAUUCCAGGAGAAGCCCAUGAGUAAGCAAAACAUGAAUGCAACACUCAGUUUCUUAAUUCAGAGAUACAAUAAUGUCAGCAAUGAUACCUACUCAUUUCAAAUCGAAAAGCUACUUCGAACUCAGAUGCAGCUGACAACUGGAGUGGAGUAUAUGAUAACUGUGAAGAUUAGUCGGACCACAUGCAAAAGACAAAACAUGAAAAAUCAUUCCUGUCCACUUCAAAGCAAAAAGAAGCUCAAAAAGAGUCUCAUUUGUGAUUUUUUGAUAUACACUGUGCCCUGGAUGAACUAUUAUCAACUCUGGAACAAUUCUUGUCAGGAAGGCUAA